Molecule: messenger RNA, 552 nt
Organism: Wallemia ichthyophaga EXF-994
Lineage: Eukaryota; Fungi; Basidiomycota; Wallemiomycetes; Wallemiales; Wallemiaceae
Exons: 2
Coding region: 1-552 (183 amino acids)
Cellular component (GO): mitochondrial large ribosomal subunit
Molecular function (GO): structural constituent of ribosome
Source: RefSeq, a predicted model, not a curated record
AUGACCUCAAUAAACAACGCCAUCCACUCAAUCAAAUCCCCGCUUUUAAAAUCAUUCCUUCUCUCUGAAUCUAAUUUCUGGUUUGUGGCACAGAAAUCCCAGCAUCUCCUGCCGCCAUCAACGACCCUCGAACAAGCGCAAUCUGAUCCUCGCGCUUUGAGACCUUCGCCGUUUCAAUUCAGAAAGUCCAAGCUCACCGGUAAAUGGCAGCCCCCGCGUUACUCGAGGAGACAGCAGGCUGACCUCAUCAAGGCUGCCAGAGCUGAAGGCGUGAUGCACCUACUUCCAACUUCAGUCAAGGACGCUGUCACCGAUGCUGUUUCCGUUGAGAAACCCUUUAAUUGGCAGGAGAAGGCCAUGUUUGAUGUCCUCCCAAGGGCUCCUAGAGCCGUUGCAGAGAAGAAGUUUAAGGGUAGUCUCUGGCACAGGAAGCAGCCAGCCAGACAAGCAGCAAUCCAUGAAAAUCUACAGAACAUGUCCCAAAAGAUCGAUUUCUGGAACAAGGAAAAGGAACAGCGCAAACAGAAACACACUCCGCCACUACCUUUCUAG